Trematomus bernacchii (emerald rockcod) is the source of this 2220-nucleotide messenger RNA. It is a transcript of the gene dhh, whose product is annotated as desert hedgehog signaling molecule. Bases 372 to 1742 code for a protein of 456 amino acids. Gene Ontology annotation, molecular function: calcium ion binding; patched binding. Gene Ontology annotation, biological process: multicellular organism development; cell fate specification; smoothened signaling pathway. NCBI's taxonomy places the organism in Eukaryota, Metazoa, Chordata, Actinopteri, Perciformes, Nototheniidae. The record is from RefSeq and is a predicted model, not a curated record. The transcript is spliced from 4 exons.
CAAUCUUGUCCGGACGCUAAUAAGACCCAAUGGCUGGUGCAAGGUGGCCAGGAGCUCUGAGACGCGACACAAGACGGUGGACGAAGGAGAGGAAGAGAGGCAGAAAAAAAAAAUCUUGGGAGAAACUUUUCUGGAUGGACCGAGAGGAUGAGAGCGCCGCGGGAGUGUCUAUAGGAACUGCAGGGAGCGGUGCGUGGGGCUUUUAGCGUGCGUCAGUUCGUGUGUCACGUCAAAGGAACUGCUUGGAGCGAGAAGCGCUCUAGUACCACAUGAUUUGGAAUGGACCAAGAUUUGACCCUCAUUCACAUCACACACCUGGACCCGGGGUAUCACUGUGAUCCGCUGACUCCUGGGAGCCCCAACCCUCCCCAAUGAAGCAGUCCUGGUUGGCCCGCCUGGCACAGCUCGGCCUGCUCGCUGUGUGGACCUGCAUGUGGCUGGUCCAGGGAUGCGGACCGGGCCCUGGGUAUGGUGUCCGCUCAAGGCCCAGGAGACUCACAGCCAUGCACUACAAGCAGUCUUUCCCCAACUUCUCAGAAAACAACCUUGGUGCCAGCGGGAGAGCAGAGGGCAAGAUCACACGCAACUCUGAGCGCUUCAAUGAACUUGUGUGCAACUACAAUCCAGACAUCGUCUUCAAAGAUGAGGAGAACACCAACGCAGACCGCUUCAUGACUAAGCGCUGUAAGGACUGUUUGAACAGGUUGGCGAUCGCAGUGAUGAACCAGUGGCCCGGGGUACACUUACGUGUGACGGAGGCCUGGGAUGAGGACGGACACCACCCUGCCAGCUCUCUGCACUACGAAGGCCGGGCCGUGGAUAUAACCACUGACGACAGAGACACAGACAAGUAUGGUCUUCUCGCCCAGCUGGCUGUGGAGGCCGGCUUUGACUGGGUCCACUACGAGUCCAAAUAUCACAUCCACUGCUCUGUAAAAGCUGAUCACUCUGUUGCUGUGGAGAAAGGGGGCUGUUUCCCAGGCUGGGCCCGGGUCACUGUUGCUGGAGGGGUGCAGAAGAGCCUGUCGUCCUUGGCUCUUGGGGACAGAGUCAUGGCCCUGUCUGCGACGGGCAAAGUUGUGUGGAGCCAGGUCCUCUUGUUUCUGCACCAGGAUCAAGAAAGCUGGUCUACUUUUCUGUUUCUGGAGACAGAAGAUGGUCAUAGAUUGGCCCUCACUCCAAAUCACUUACUCUUUUUCGCCCCCCUUUGCAGACUCCACAGCAGUGAGUAUCAGGCUCAGUUUGCUAGCAGAGCCAAAACAGGAGAUUGUGUUCUCAUCCAUACAGCUCAGGGUCAAGUACGUCCAUCACGGAUCAUCUCAGUUUCAGUAGAGGAGAGUGUGGGUGUGUAUGCGCCCUUGACAGAAGCUGGAACUGUGUUUGUUGAUGGGGUGCUGGCAUCCAGCUAUGCUCUGGUGGAGGACCACAGACUCGCACACUGGGCAUUUGGACCUGUGCGACUCCUCUCCUCAUUCAACCAGCUGCUUUUGGGGGAGACAAGAAAAGACCACCAGACCACAGACAGUGAGACAGCUUGCACUGAGACUCCAUUUCAUUGUAGCACUUUGGCAUACAACGCAGGUGUGUAUGUGAAUAAUGACACUCUGAACAAACAAGAUGGUCAGAGUCAAACUCUGAGGAUGGAAAUGAAAGAGAAGCAGACAUCAAAUGUGCACUGGUAUGCUAGAUUACUAUACCGUUUUGGAUGUAUCUUGUUAGACUCAAGCUCAUUUCAUCCUUAAAAGCCUAAAACUAUACUCAGUAAUCAUUGCACUGUUCAAUGUUAAAGCUCUAAAGCAUGCACCCUAACACUUCCUUAUUUUCUUCAAUAAAUGAAAGCACUGGAAUGGCUUGCUUGCUUUUUUUAUACCCGUGUUUGCAUUGUAAACUAUCAUCAUGAUAUACCUGAAACUACUUAAUUAAUAUUUUGUAAGAGAUGACAAUCUGAGAAGGUUACUGUAAAAAAUGAUAUUGAAAAUAACUGUAUAAUGCUCUAUUUGUACAUCAUGUUAUUUCUGUUAAUUAUUUGGGUUAUAUAUGUGUAAAACAUAUAUCUUAUUCUAAUGUGAUAGGAAUUAAUUUUCCCACAACAAUAGAAACUUUAUUUUUGUACUUUCUGAAUCAUAAUAUAUAUAAAUGUUAAAUUGUAUUAUAAUAAUUACAAUCCAUGUAUUGUAUGUCACAUGUCAUGCCAUAAAAUCAGAUUAAAAUGUCAUUUUA